Chionomys nivalis (European snow vole) is the source of this 1714-nucleotide messenger RNA. It is a transcript of the gene Ppcdc, whose product is annotated as phosphopantothenoylcysteine decarboxylase. Gene Ontology annotation, molecular function: FMN binding; phosphopantothenoylcysteine decarboxylase activity. Lineage: Eukaryota; Metazoa; Chordata; Mammalia; Rodentia; Cricetidae. Gene Ontology annotation, biological process: coenzyme A biosynthetic process. The record is from RefSeq and is a predicted model, not a curated record. Gene Ontology annotation, cellular component: phosphopantothenoylcysteine decarboxylase complex. The coding region runs from base 444 to 1058 and encodes 204 amino acids. The transcript has 7 exons.
CUCUGACUAUGGGUCCUAGUGAGGGUCUUCGUAUUAUGUGUGUGAUGUGGGGCCACGGGUGUGACCUCGAGCUCAAGAGUUGAGGGUUAGAGCUGCACCUGUGCCCGCUGACAUUAUGCUCUAUCCUUGACCAGAGUUGAUCAGUUUAAAGGUGACACAGUCAGAAGACCUACAUUUGACGCUUGCCUUUGAAAAACUGCAGCAUAAGCUGCCUCCAAAGAGAUCUAGGAGCGUCCCGAAGUGCAAGCUUUUUUAAAAAAUGACAUUUAUUUCGAAGGAGGGUUGCUAUCACGGCGUGCUUGUGGAGGUCAUAGGACAACUUGCGGGACUCAGUUCCACCGUGACUCUUCCUGUUCUUGUGCCAUUUGGCUGAAGUAGGACGGAGUCAGGGUUUGAGGACUGACAGAUUCUAAACCUGGGCUUUGAAAGCCACCAGAUGCCACAUGGAACCAAGGGCCCCAUGCCCAGCUGCCAUACCCUCAAUGGAGAGAAAGUUCCAUGUUCUUGUGGGGGUCACUGGAAGCGUUGCUGCCCUGAAGCUUCCUCUCCUGGUGUCAAAGCUUUUGGACAUUCCUGGGCUGGAAGUCACAGUGGUAACCACUGAGAGAGCCAAACAUUUCUAUAGCCCCCAGGAUGUUCCUGUCACCCUCUACAGUGAUGCUGAUGAAUGGGAGAUGUGGAAGCGCCGCUCUGACCCAGUUCUCCACAUUGACCUGCGAAGGUGGGCUGACCUCAUGCUGGUGGCUCCCCUUGACGCCAACACUUUGGGGAAGGUGGCCAGUGGCAUCUGUGACAACUUACUUACCUGUGUCAUCCGGGCCUGGGACCUCAGCAAGCCUCUACUCUUCUGCCCCGCCAUGAACACCGCCAUGUGGGAGCACCCUCUCACUGCACAGCAGGUGGGCCAGCUCAAGGCCUUUGGCUAUGUGGAGAUUCCCUGUGUGAGCAAGAAGCUGGUGUGUGGAGACCAAGGUCUAGGAGCCAUGGCCGAGGUGGAGAGCAUUGUGGGAAAAGUGAAAGAAGCACUCUUCCAGUGCAGGGGCAUCCAGCAGAGUUGAACUGGGGUUUUUGUCCUGGUGUCCGUACACCCAGUGAAUUCAGCCUGAGCUGCUGAAGAGGGAAAUCACCACAGCAUGAAGAGCCUGUGUUCGCAAGGAGGGGCUGGCGUGCACCUUCUCAGAGCUCCCUGGGGACCGACCCUCUCCAAGUUAAACAGAACUACAUACCUAGGUCCUACCUUCUUCCAACCAGGAGAUGCCUGCUUUCCUGAGGCCCACCCGUUUCUUCCUGGGAUAGGCCCCGAAAGCUGAAGCUGGGCAAUGAUGUUACUACUGGAAGAAUAAUCGAAUGACUGAGGACCUCCUGCUUGGAAAUGCUUUCAGGAACACGAUGGCUGACACUGUGCAUGGUGGCUCAUGUCUAUAAUCUUAACACUCAGAAGACUGAGGCAGGAUUGCCACAGCUUUGAAGUUGGCUUGGGCUACAGAGUGAGCCAGACCCGUGAGUGUGACAGCCUAUUUCAAAACAAAAGCAAUAAGAAGAAACAGCAUAGCUCAAGAUCCCUGGCACAGCAAGCUCCUGAUCAGGCCUUGGAAGCUUCCAUUCUUUGGUACCCCGGUGUCACACAGAGUCAGGAAGUCUGUGAGGUGGCAAGACUCUUCACAUUUCCCACAGACUGUACUGGGAGUCGGGGCAGUUCUGGGAAAUAAAGAAA